Messenger RNA from Ectocarpus siliculosus, 384 nucleotides. NCBI's taxonomy places the organism in Eukaryota, Phaeophyceae, Ectocarpales, Ectocarpaceae. The record is from the annotation of a GenBank genome assembly.
AUGGCGCCGAUCCAGACCAAGCAUGCCUUCUGCUUCAGUUCUACCUUCAUGUUUGGUUGGAUGAUGAAACUUGAGACGUUCUUGUUCAGAGACGUGGGGUGUAAUUUUCUCAAGGCUUCAAUGACUUCGUCUGGGCUUUCGUUUUCUUCCAGCCAUCUCGAACACGUUACAAUAGUUUGGUCCCAUCUUCGGGGGAAAACACUUGCUCUUCUUACUCCAUGCAUCAAGCUCAUCGACGUGAGCCUGCUGACAACGCAAGAGCGCGAGUGGCUGGACGACUACCACGCCACGGUGCUCGCAACCCUGGGACCGCUACUCAAGGACAACGCAGAGGCCUUCGCCUACCUCGUUCGCGAAACUCGCCCACUGGAGAAGAGUUGUUGA